AGAGGGAGCAGCCAUGUCUGAGAAGAAGCCCCGAUGCUCGGACACUCGUCCCAAAUGUGGCCUUCGCAGUUGGAGUGCCGAUAGUUACAUUUGGCGAGGAAAGAAGCGCUCGAGGAACUCUCGCAAGGGUUCCAGUCCUGGAGGGUUUGAGGCGGAGGGGUCAGAGGAACUUGGGGUACGGUCCACGUCCUGUCCGAGGAGGCGAAGAGAGAGAAAGUGUAGCUGCAGCAGUCUCGGGGAAGACAUCGAUGCUGUGUGCCGAAAGGCCAUGUCCAGGCGCUCUCUGCGGCAGAAGUUCCAGGAUGCUGUGGGACAGUGUUUACCCUUGCGCUCGCAUAAUCCCCACCAUCAUCAUCACCAUCUAGCGGGAGCCUCACGCCCAUUCUCUGUGUUAUUCUGGUCCAAACGCAAGAUUCACGUAUCAGAGCUCAUGCAAGACAAGUGCCCCUUCUCCCCCAAAUCUGAACUGGCUCACAGUUGGGACCUUUUUCAAAACCAUGCCACCCAAUCAGGUGCCCACAUGGACCUGGAGGCUAACCUGAAAGCCAACAACUCCCCACCACAUACCCCAUCCCCCCCACACAUCUCCUGGGAGGAGAUCUGCUGCUCCCCUGAUCCUAGAAGCCUCACUCAAGAGGACUGGGACACUAUUUGUCCACACGAGCAAAUAGAGGACAGCAACGGCCACAUACUGGUCCCUGAUCUCCUGCAGAUAAACAACAGCUCCUGCUAUUGGGGGGUUCUGAACCGUUUCGAGGCUGAGGAACUCCUGGAAGGCCAGCCGGAAGGAACCUUCCUUCUCAGAGAUUCCGCUCAGGAUGAAUUCCUUUUCUCCGUCAGCUUUCGACGGUACAGCCGAUCCCUGCACGCACGCAUUGAGGAGAACGGCAAGCGCUUCAGUUUUGAUGUGCGCGACCCGUGCAUGUACCGGGAUAGCAGUGUGACGGGGUUGCUGAGACACUACAGUGACCCGGCCACCUGUCUCUUCUUUGAACCCCUCCUUUCCCAGCCACUACCCAGAACAUUUCCCUUCUCCCUGCAGCACUUGUGCAGGGCUGUGAUCUGCAGCUGCACCACCUACCAGGGGAUAAAGAACCUUCCACUGCCCUCUCAGCUCAGGAACUACCUCGGCCAGUAUCACAUCAAGUGUCAAGGGGCUUGUGCUGUGUGACUAUCCAAAGCAAAAGAGACAUUGGUCCUACAUGUACUAUAUGUUUGUUUUUUUUGUUUUUUUUUCCAUUGAAUUGUUUCAUGUAAGUUUCUGGCCUGGACGUAUUUUUCAAAUAUUCAAAUUUUCAAAUAUUCACGGUAAUUAUAACUUGACAACUGCCUUAGUGUAGUGUUUGACAGAGGAGCAAAGAGGAUCGGAGUAAAAAUAUACAUUUUAUUUGGAAAAUGCAGU
Molecule: messenger RNA, 1402 nt
Organism: Syngnathus acus (greater pipefish)
Lineage: Eukaryota; Metazoa; Chordata; Actinopteri; Syngnathiformes; Syngnathidae
Gene: socs4
Product: suppressor of cytokine signaling 4
Exons: 1
Coding region: 14-1171 (385 amino acids)
Biological process (GO): intracellular signal transduction; phosphatidylinositol phosphate biosynthetic process
Cellular component (GO): phosphatidylinositol 3-kinase complex
Molecular function (GO): 1-phosphatidylinositol-3-kinase regulator activity
Source: RefSeq, a predicted model, not a curated record